GCGGGAGUGCAGGAGUGAGAGAGAGAGGUGUGGGAGAGAGAGAUGUGCACGUGAGAGGGAGCGAGAAUUCAUGGCCACGGGGCCCUGGCAUUGACAGGAGAGUUGAUGAAGGGUGAGUCCGUUUCGGUGGGAUCCGGAUCGUACAAUAAGGGGAAUUUUAGAAUAAUUUCCUGAAAAGAGGGGUGCUGUGUGCCAGUUCCAGAGCUCAGAUGUCAUAUGUGUGCAAACGUGCCUGUUGCUGUUGAGGGAUGACACAGCAGUGAGACCGCAUACAGCGGUGUAGCCUGGGCUUGCAUAUCUGCCGGCACGGGGAAGGGAGAUGAGAGAGAGAUACACUACAGAGGGGAUCAGUCAGUUUUGGAAAAGAUGGUGAUUAGGAAGUAAAGCCGUCCCUGUCACCCCGUAUGGGUGCUCCCUGUGAAGUGGUGCCUCUGGGAAUGAAGCAUGUGGGACACGUGUGGUUCAGAGAGGUGUGUGCAGCAGGUGGUGCAAAGGGAUGGCCUCGCAAACUGGAACUCGGGUUGAAAAGGUGAAUCGGGCAUAGGUGAAUCGCCCAUCGGACUCCUCCUCCUUCUCCUCUUCCUCCCUUUCCUUCUCCUCCCUCCCCCUCCACCAUGAUUUUAGUGUCCUUGAGGUACAAUCUGGGGGACUAAAGGGUAUUGCCUGACAGGGCCAUUGUCAGAUCACUCACACUCUCUUUAUGGCCAGCAUCCCUCCCUGCCCUGUGUUUGUGACACCCACUGCUGUUGACCAGGGGCAGUGUGGCCUACAUGGGAGUCCCAGAGCACAGGUGUCAUCUCUGUGCCCGUCUGCCCUUACUGUUGCGGGAAGACACAGUGUCAGUGGGAAUGAAAGGGCAGAGUGACUUUGGUGGACAGAGGCCUGGUAUCUUCUCUGAUGUGGGGAGUAGAGGAGCAGAUGGUGUGAAGGGUGGGGAGAAUGAAAGACUCGGAAUCUUAGGAGAGAAGCUGGUCAUGGACUGAACUGUCCCCGUUACCACAGGAGAUGGACUUUGAGGACGUGGCCGUCGCCUUCUCCCAGGAGGAGUGGGGGCUCCUGGAUGAGGCUCAGAGACUCCUGUACUGCGAGGUGAUGCUGGAAGUGUUUGCACUGGUCUCAUCUGCAGGUUGCUGGCAUCAAACGGAGGAGGAGGAGGAGGCCCGUCCUGCGCACAGCGUGUCUGUGCACGGGGAGCCCCAGGUCCGUGAUGCUCAGGCAGCUCCCGCCACCCCGAGGGCCCGUCUCUGCGGGCGGUGUUUCUCGGUGUUAAAAGACGUUCUGCGCCUGACUGAGUCGCCGGCAGCAGACUUUGACCCGAAACGCUACUUUGGUGAUGCGUGUGUGAGGGUCUUCUGUUUCAGCGCACACCCUCACCAGCCGCAGAGGGAAGCCGGGGGCCAGAAGGCCUGGGCGGAAGCUGUGGACGGGGCCCCGCUUGUGACCAGGUGCAGCCUCACCUUAUCAGAGCUGCCUUCCACCAGCGGCGAGGCUGGGGAAGACUUCCCAGCCAUCCCAGCGCUUCCCCUGCACCCGGCCCUCCUCAACCCCGAGGAGCCGCACGGCGGCAGCGAGAUUACGCUGGAGUUACUCAGCGAGGAGAGCUAUCCCUACUGGGGCGAAGAUGACAUCGCUGCCUCCCACAGCCAGGACAUUGUUCAGCAUCAGGCUGGCUUUCCCGAAGGAAAGAUGUACGAGUGCAACAAGCGCAGGACCGUUUUUAGCCGCAUCUUGAACCUCAAGCCCCACAGGAGCGUGUACGCCGAAGAAAGCCCGUAUGAGGACAGCGACUGCGACAAGGACUUCGGUCCGAGCUCCAACCUCCGGCCGCGCAAGAGGGUCUACGCCGGUAAGAAGCCCUACGUGUGCAGCGACUGCGGGAAGGCCUUCAGCCAGAAGUGCGCCCUCAUCCAGCACCACCGGAUCCACACGGGGGAGAAGCCGUUCGCGUGCAGCGAGUGCGGGAUGGCCUUCCGGCAGAAGUUCACCCUCAUCCAGCACUACCGGAUCCACACGGGGGAGAAGCCGUACAAGUGCACCGUGUGCGGCAAGUCCUUCAGCCAGAGCUCCUACCUCAGCCUGCACAAGAGGACGCACACCGGCGAGAAGCCCUUCAUCUGCAGCUUCUGCGGCAAGUCCUUCAGCCAGAAGUGCACCCUCAUCCAGCACCACCGGAUCCACACCGGGGAGAAGCCUUACGAGUGUCACGAGUGCGGGAAGGCCUUCCGGAGCAACAGCCACCUCUACUACCACAAGCGGGUCCACACGGGGGAGAAGCCGUACGCCUGCGCCGAGUGCGGCAAGUCCUUCAUGCUGGUGUCCACGCUGACGGAGCACCAGCGGAUCCACUCCGGGGAGAAGCCCUACCAGUGCGGGAACUGCCGCAAGUCCUUCAGCCGCAGGUCCAAGCUCAUGGGCCACCUCAGGAUCCACACGGGGGAGAAGCCGUACGAGUGCAGCGAGUGUGGGGAGUGUUUUCGGUGGAAGCCCAGCCUGGUCAGACACCUGCGGGUCCACACGGGAGAGAAGCCUUAGCCGCACAGGGGGUGUCUUGUCUCUCUCACACUACAGCGCUGACGGGGACUCGGGCCCGCUCACCUGAGCGUAAACUCCUUUUGUUGGGGCACACGCUCCCCUCGGCUCCUCACAGGUUUGAGGUACAGGGGGGGCUCGAAGGAGCCGCAUGGUACUUGCCGAUGUGCCGAGACCUGGCUCAGCUGGAUGGCGUGCUCAGGGGACGUGUGUGCUGUGUUCUCCCUGUGCUUGAGGAAGUUGUGAAGACUCCGAGCUCCUGGCAGGGUCUUCAUUCCUUUCUCUGACUAAGGCAUGGGCCCACCCCGGGCCUCGUCCAGAGGCCCCAUCCUCUCUCAGGGACGCUGUGGGUCUCCCCUUUUGCUGUCACGAGUUGCUUCAGCUUCUCACUCACCAGCCUGCAAACCGCUUGCUGUGCACGGCUCUGGACGGUGCCGUUUCUGUAGCAGCAUUUUUGCUUUUGUACCUUUAGUCCUGGUGGUCCUGGUCGCCGCCUGGGGUGGUUUGCAAGCACAGUUGUGGCCUGUCAGCACGUAGAGUUACCAGGUACCGUGGGGAUCCCACGCUCUCUGUGCUUCAAGGAGGGACACAGAGAGGCAGGAAAUCACUCUUUGUCCAGUACUGUCCUAGUUUGCAUUCUGCCCAGGGCCUUAAAAUAAAGACCGUGUGACUUUGUGGUUCUAUUUUGCAGGUUUGAUCCUUGGCUCCCAGUUGCGGCUAGUUUAGGAGACAUCCAGCCAUUGUGUGUGUGUGUGUGUGUGUGUGUGUGUGUGUGUGUCUCUGACCCCUCCCUUACAUUCUCUGAAAAAUUAACAGAGCUCUGGCUGGGUUUGCUCAGUGGGU
Messenger RNA from Pipistrellus kuhlii (Kuhl's pipistrelle), 3372 nucleotides. Its product is annotated as zinc finger protein 501. Gene Ontology annotation, biological process: negative regulation of transcription by RNA polymerase II. The record is from RefSeq and is a predicted model, not a curated record. Gene Ontology annotation, molecular function: DNA-binding transcription repressor activity, RNA polymerase II-specific. The transcript is spliced from 2 exons. The coding region runs from base 1006 to 2532 and encodes 508 amino acids. Lineage: Eukaryota; Metazoa; Chordata; Mammalia; Chiroptera; Vespertilionidae.